Phycomyces blakesleeanus NRRL 1555(-) is the source of this 324-nucleotide messenger RNA. RefSeq lists its product as hypothetical. Lineage: Eukaryota; Fungi; Mucoromycota; Mucoromycetes; Mucorales; Phycomycetaceae. The transcript is spliced from 2 exons. The record is from RefSeq and is a predicted model, not a curated record. The coding region runs from base 1 to 324 and encodes 107 amino acids.
AUGGCCCAAUGGACAAGGCGUCUGACUACGAAUCAGGAGAUUCCAGGUUCGACCCCUGGUAGUCUCAUAUUUUUAGUUUUUAACUAUGUUGUACUUAAUUUUGGUGAUAUUGUCAGAGUUGACAUUGGUAACCAAAAUCGGGAUUUACAAGCAACCAUUACAAGUGCCAGAAAAGAAAUACCAGAUAGAGACUUGACAAUUAGUUCUAGUAACCUGUUCUUGUUGUGCCCAAAUUCUUGUCAGCCAAUCAGAAUGACGAUUACACAGAAUUCUCUUUUGAGAACGAUGACCGAAGUGAUUUCCUUUUGCUUACAAAAGAAUUAG